AUGUGGAAGAUUGUUGUUCCAAUUUUUGCGACUAUUUUCGCCGCUGGGCAGUGCGGCCUACUUGGGGGAUGGCAAAAUGUCGACAUCCAGAAUGAGGAUUUCCUAAAUGCGUUGAAUUACGCCCUCGCCCAACACAACAAAGGCAACCAAGCAGAUAUAUUCGUCCACAAGGUGGUUCAAAUCGUCUCCGCACAGGUUCAGGUGGUCGCAGGAGCAAACUACAAGAUUGUUGUGAAAUUGGGACGGACAAACUGCCAGAAAGGCGAAGCAGACACAGGAUGUACUGUCUACAUAGACCCAGCUAAGGCUCAGAUUUACCAGUGCACAUUCACAGUGUGGAGCUGCCCAUGGCUCAAUGACAUUCAGGUCACGGAAAAGAAGUGCUUGAAACCUUAACUUAACUCACUGUGAAAUACAGUAUAUGCUGCUUUUAACAGUGUAAACAUCUUUCCUUCCUCUGUGUGCUGUUUUCACAACUAUGAAUGCUGUAAUGCAACAUAAAGUUGACAAGUUGCCAGAAUAAAAUUGUUUAAUGACUUGGUAAAAAAUGCAAAUUAAAAAAAUAAAGUAAAUUUGACUUAUCAAAA
Messenger RNA from Gambusia affinis (western mosquitofish), 587 nucleotides. RefSeq names its product cystatin-like. Bases 1 to 396 code for a protein of 131 amino acids. The record is from RefSeq and is a predicted model, not a curated record. Gene Ontology annotation, molecular function: cysteine-type endopeptidase inhibitor activity. NCBI's taxonomy places the organism in Eukaryota, Metazoa, Chordata, Actinopteri, Cyprinodontiformes, Poeciliidae. The transcript has 3 exons.